UAUAGGAAAGAUGCGCAGUUCCUAUCUAUAAAAACAAGAUAAAACCAGAUGGCCUUAUUUUAUCAUUAGUCAGGAUAUACUUAAGACAAAACAACAUAAAAUAUUUUCAAUAACAGUACAAUGAAAGCAGGAGUGAUAAUAUUCUUUACGUUUCUUACGGUGACGUCAUGUAGUCUAAGACGUUUUCUGGACUGUAAUGGAGGUUUUGAGUGUCCGGAUAUUGUGUCACCAAUAUGCGGAACAGAUGGACACACGUAUGGCAAUCAAUGUCACAUGGACAUGGAAAACAAGAGAAGAAUUUGCUGGAUUGGUCAUUUCAACAUGGUUAUGAAGGUCAAGGAUGGACCCUGUGAUGUGCCAACUUCAACACCAUCAGUCCAUUAAAAUUCUACCUGUUUCGUACAAUAACAAUAUAUAAAUAAAACUGUUAAAUUA
Messenger RNA from Ruditapes philippinarum (Manila clam), 435 nucleotides. RefSeq names its product serine protease inhibitor Kazal-type 1-like. Lineage: Eukaryota; Metazoa; Mollusca; Bivalvia; Venerida; Veneridae. The coding region runs from base 121 to 384 and encodes 87 amino acids. The transcript is spliced from 3 exons. Gene Ontology annotation, molecular function: protein binding. The record is from RefSeq and is a predicted model, not a curated record.